Haliotis rufescens (red abalone) is the source of this 2538-nucleotide messenger RNA. RefSeq names its product beta-hexosaminidase subunit beta-like. The transcript is spliced from 13 exons. Gene Ontology annotation, biological process: ganglioside catabolic process; carbohydrate metabolic process; glycosaminoglycan metabolic process. The coding region runs from base 78 to 1886 and encodes 602 amino acids. Gene Ontology annotation, molecular function: beta-N-acetylhexosaminidase activity. Gene Ontology annotation, cellular component: membrane. The record is from RefSeq and is a predicted model, not a curated record. Lineage: Eukaryota; Metazoa; Mollusca; Gastropoda; Lepetellida; Haliotidae.
GAGUAUAUACAGACAUGUACGGACUGAUAAACUAACUCACGCCACACUUACAUAGAGGUCUCGCGUAAAGCCGGAGCAUGGAGCUACCUGUGUUCUCACCUGGCGGUUGUCUACCUGUGGCGAUUAUUCUGUUAUGUCAGGUGUGGUAUGGGCAGGGUCACGUGACAUACAUUGCAGCAAGACUUCCUCUGCAGGGUCAACGCGCAAAGCCUGGUAGUCCGUGGCCGCUACCUGCGCACAUGACACAAACAGACCAUAUAUGGGCAUUGGAUCCAGCCUCGUUUUCAUUUACUUCCAACAUUGAAAGCUGUGACAUUUUGACACAGGCAUUUCAGCGAUACCGGAAGUUAAGUUUCUUUGACCGGAAAUCAAGUAAGCCUACAAGAAAUGUCCUUGAAGGUCUGAGGGUGAAUGUCAAGGACGCGGCAUGUGACGGGUACCCCAGUUUCGAGAUGGAUGAGUCUUAUACCCUCAAUGUGACGUCAUCAGCUGUCAUGGCCGCUCAAUCCGUGUGGGGAGCUCUCCGAGGUCUGGAGACAUUCAGUCAACUCAUCUACAUGGAUGGAGAUCAGCACAAGAUCCGCGAGACUUACAUCGAGGACAGACCCAGGUUCCAGCACCGAGGCAGCAUGGCGGACACCGCGCGACACUACAUCCCUGUGCCCGUUCUGUUAAAACACCUGGACGCCAUGGCCUACAACAAGCUGAACGUGUUUCACUGGCACAUCGUGGACGACCAGAGCUUCCCCUACGUCAGCACCACGUUUCCGGAACUGUCUCAGAAGGGAGCCUAUUCCAGUAAACAUCUCUACACCCAAGACAACAUUUCCGCCAUCAUUGAGUAUGCGCGCAUGCGUGGUAUACGUGUGAUUCCGGAGUUUGACACCCCUGGCCACGCGGAGGGGUGGGGCCGAGCCCUCCAGUAUCUGCUGACGACAUGCUGGGCGGACGGAGAACCAGCGAGAGCCAAUUACUCUGAUCACGCCCAAUAUGAGAACCUGGAUCCUACCCAGAAUGCAACAUACGACUUCCUGUCGGAAUUCUUCUCGGAGGUGAAGGACGUUUUCAAGGACGAAUUCCUCCACAUGGGGCUGGACGAAGCUCAUUAUAUGUGCUGGAAGUCCAGUCCGAAUAUCUCUGACUUCAUGACCCAGAUGGGCUACAAACCCGGCGAGUUCUACCGCCUGGAGCAGUACUUUAAUGACAGGCUUCUUGACAUCAUUUCCGGUAUGCGCAAACGGUAUCUGGUGUGGCAGGACCCGAUAGACAAUGGCGGGAAGGUCGCCUCGAAUGCACUCGUGCAAGUAUGGAAAGACACCAAACAGUGGCCUGAUGAGUUUGAUGACUGGCAGACGUACCUUAGGCAUGUAACAGAACAAGGUUAUGACGUCAUCUUCUCCUCGUGCUGGUAUCUUAACGUCAUCAGUUACGGCGAGGACUGGCUAGAUUACUACAAGUGCGACCCCCUCGACUUCAACGGCACCGAGACCCAGCGGGGUCACGUGGUGGGGGGAGAGGCGUGUCUGUGGGCUGAGUACGUGGACGGCACCAACUUCCUCUCAAGAUACUGGCCACGUGCGUCCGCUGUGGCCGAGCGUCUGUGGAGCCCGGGGUCCGUGACGGACGUCAACGCCGCCAGGUUCAGAAUUGACCAGCAGAGAUGUCGCAUGGUCAGGCGAGGUAUUCCUGCACAGCCCAUUCUCCCCGGGUACUGCGGCGACUACGACUUCGGAUUUCAGCCGGAACUGGAACCAGCGCAACGGACUGACAAAGCAGCCUGUACCGGAAGCUCUGACAUCGCCAUCUUGAAUAUAUAUUUACUCAUCGCAACAGUUCUGAAUUCAGCACAUUUGGCUACAUCUAACUGGAUGGUAAUAUAUUCCUGACAUCCUUUAACGAUAAAACUGGGAUAAGAAGGAACAGUUUACGCACAAUACACUCCGUGAGCUUGUCCUGUGUAUUGUAAUGGACGCAAUACGGGGUGUAUUUUGAGAUUUGGCUAUUCGUUUUUUGUAAACGACCGUGUUGUGAUACAUUUACAAUCAGUAUACCUAAUGAUCCACAAAACGUACGAUUGUAUAUUUAGUCAGUUGCUUAAAGGUGGGGUGCGAACUUCUGCGAAUGGGAUGCGAAUAUGUGAAGGGGUGAUUUGGGUUGAAAGCCGUUCAUUUUAUAUAUCACAGCGUGUCAGCUUGAUGCGAGAGGAAAGCCUCAAGUUACUAUAACUAUUGAGUGAGUGAGUUUGGGUUUACACCGCUUUUAGCAAUAUUCCAGCAAUAGCACGGCGGGGGACACUAGAAAUACGCUCCACACAUUGUAACCACGUGGAGAAUCGAACCUGGGUCUUCGGCGUGACGAGCGAAAGCUACCCCACCGCCCCACGUCGUGUAUUGAGCGAUCUACAGAUCAUAGAUCAAAGUUUGUAAGUUAGAGACCUGAGACCACUGCACCCCCUGGCCCCACCCACCCACCACGCACCCCUGGACCCACUGAAAAAAUGAAAAACAAAUGGACAUAACAAUAAACAAAUAUCCGAAG